AUGUCGUUCCUACGACCAAUACUUCGACGCGGCCAUGCUAAUCUGCGGAUCCGUCAUCUGCGAGGUCUGGCCACAGCUACUGAGCCAGCUUCGAACCACGAUCAGCAACAUCACGCCACCAGCAACAGCUUCGUCAAGGUCGUCGAAGUCGGUCCCCGCGAUGGAUUGCAGAACGAGAAGAAGACGAUACCCUUGACGACCAAGAUAGAAUUGAUAGAGAAGCUAUCGAAGACCGGACUCACCGACAUCGAAGCUGGCUCCUUCGUUGCUCCGAAAUGGGUGCCGCAGAUGGUAGACUCGAGCGAAAUCCUCGAGUAUAUCCUCAAAUACCCUCCAACAUCCCUGAACCCAAUCGCCUACUCCUUCCUCGCGCCCAACUCCCGCGGUCUCGAAAACGCGCUUUCGAUAUUACGAGCACACCCUUCUGCAUACCAAACCUUCUCCCCGCAAUCCACACCCUACGAACCAGACGAAUCAGGGACCCCUAAUGCAUCCGCCGGAGAACCGACAGGUGCUCCUCCGUUCAUCGAGAUGUCCGUCUUCGCCGCCGCGACGGAAUCAUUUUCUGAAAAGAACUUAAAUUGCAGUAUCGCGACAUCUCUCGAGCGCUUCCGUGAAGUGAUUACCAGGGCAAAAACUCAUGGUUUGAGAAUACGAGCUUAUAUCUCGGUGGUUCUGGGCUGUCCAUUCGAAGGGUACGAUGUCGAUCCCAGGAAAGUGGCGGAGAUAGCGUGCGAUUUGAUGGAGAUGGGCGCUGAUGAGAUUGAUCUCGGCGAUACGACGGGGAUGGGGACCGCGCCGAGGACGGCGGCACUGUUGAAUGCUAUGCAAGCGGCCGGUAUACGGAAUGAGGAUAUCACGAUGCAUUUCCAUGAUACUUAUGGGCAGGCGUUGGUCAAUAGUGCGGUUAGUUUGGAGCAUGGGAUUAGGAGGUUUGAUGCAAGUGUGGGUGGCUUAGGGGGCUGUCCGUAUAGUCCGGGCGCAACGGGAAAUGUGAGUACGGAGGACUUGGUGUACUUUUUUGAGAGUUUGGGCAUGGAGACGGGGGUUGAUUUGGAUGCACUUUGUGAGAUUGGGGAGUGGGUUAAUAAGGAGAUUGGGAAGGAGAAUGGGAGCAGCGUUGGGAAGGCGUUAACCAUGGGAGACCCGCGGGAAUCGUCGUCGUACAGCGUUACGCCCAGGAUCCGGUAUAACACUAUUGGCGGUGUCAAUGGGCCUUUGGUGAUUUUGGAGAACGUCAAAUUCCCUAGGUACAAUGAGAUUGUUACUUUGACGCUGCCUGAUGGCUCCGAGAGGUCUGGACAGGUUUUGGAGGCGAGAGGUGAUCGGGCUGUUGUGCAGGUGUUCGAAGGCACGCCUGGCAUUGAUGUUAAGAAGACGAAAGUCGAAUUCACAGGCCAGAGUCUGAAGCUCGGUGUGUCGGAGGACAUGCUUGGACGUAUCUUUGAUGGAUCGGGAAGAGCUAUCGAUAAAGGACCUAAGGUCCUUGCGGAGGAUUACUUGGACAUCAAUGGCAGUCCUAUCAACCCUUACUCUCGAGUCUACCCCGAAGAAAUGAUCUCGACUGGUAUCUCGGCUAUCGAUACGAUGAACUCGAUUGCUCGUGGACAGAAAAUUCCUAUUUUCUCCGCCGCCGGUCUUCCGCAUAACGAAAUUGCUGCUCAGAUUUGUCGACAGGCUGGUUUGGUUCAGAAGCAGGGUGUCACGAAUAAGGGUACACAUGACGGCCACGAGGAGAAUUUCUCGAUUGUUUUCGCUGCUAUGGGUGUCAACUUGGAAACUGCCCGUUUCUUCACGCGAGAUUUCGAGGAGAACGGAAGUUUGGAACGUGUGACUCUGUUCUUGAACUUGGCCAACGAUCCUACGAUUGAACGUAUCAUUACUCCCCGCCUUGCCCUUACCACCGCCGAAUACUAUGCCUACCAACUGGAAAAGCACGUCUUGGUCAUUCUUACCGAUCUGACAGCAUACUGUGAUGCUCUUCGUGAGGUCUCAGCUGCUCGUGAAGAAGUACCAGGUCGACGUGGCUAUCCUGGUUACAUGUACACGGAUUUGUCGACCAUCUACGAACGUGCGGGUCGUGUUGUAGGACGAAACGGAUCCAUCACGCAAAUUCCUAUCCUGACUAUGCCCAACGACGAUAUCACCCACCCAAUUCCCGAUUUGACUGGUUACAUUACUGAGGGACAAAUCUUCGUUGAUCGUCAACUGUCCAACCGUGGUAUCUACCCACCGAUCAACGUCCUUCCAUCGCUCUCCCGUCUCAUGAAGUCUGCCAUCGGUGAAGGACACACGCGAAAGGAUCACGGUGAUGUUUCCAACCAACUGUACGCCAAAUACGCCAUCGGUCGUGACGCAGCCUCAAUGAAAGCAGUCGUCGGUGAGGAGGCUCUGUCCUCCGAAGACAAGCUCUCCCUUGAAUUCCUAGAGAAAUUCGAGCGAACAUUCAUCUCGCAAUCCGCAUACGAGUCAAGAACCAUCUACGAAUCUCUCGAUCAGGCAUGGAGUCUACUGCGUAUCUACCCGAAGGAACUCCUCAACCGUAUCCCGUCCAAGAUCCUCGCGGAGUUCUAUGCGAGAUCUGCUGAUCGUAAAGGCAAGGGACGCGCGACGAAGGAUACGAAAGAAAAUAGUGAGGAGGGGAAGGCGAAUGGUGGGGAGGAGAACCUUAUUGAUGCAUGA
Hyaloscypha bicolor E is the source of this 2682-nucleotide messenger RNA. RefSeq names its product V-type ATPase. Lineage: Eukaryota; Fungi; Ascomycota; Leotiomycetes; Helotiales; Hyaloscyphaceae. The record is from RefSeq and is a predicted model, not a curated record. Gene Ontology annotation, cellular component: proton-transporting V-type ATPase, V1 domain. Gene Ontology annotation, molecular function: catalytic activity; proton-transporting ATPase activity, rotational mechanism; ATP binding. Bases 1 to 2682 code for a protein of 893 amino acids. Gene Ontology annotation, biological process: proton transmembrane transport; ATP metabolic process. The transcript is spliced from 10 exons.